Molecule: messenger RNA, 1636 nt
Organism: Carassius gibelio (silver crucian carp)
Lineage: Eukaryota; Metazoa; Chordata; Actinopteri; Cypriniformes; Cyprinidae
Product: protein farnesyltransferase/geranylgeranyltransferase type-1 subunit alpha-like
Exons: 9
Coding region: 84-1208 (374 amino acids)
Biological process (GO): protein farnesylation; protein geranylgeranylation
Cellular component (GO): CAAX-protein geranylgeranyltransferase complex; cytoplasm; protein farnesyltransferase complex
Molecular function (GO): CAAX-protein geranylgeranyltransferase activity; protein farnesyltransferase activity
Source: RefSeq, a predicted model, not a curated record
CGAUCAGUCGCGUCUCUGCCUUCACGCACACAUCUGUCAUCUCCCACAGCCGUAUGCACAGUUAGCCAGGUGCAGUUUAAACAAUGUCUUCUGUUGAAGAAAUUUCCUACUCCGUGGCGGAGAAUUUGGUGGAGGACGGAGUAGAAGAGGAGAACACUGCAGAGGAGGUGGAGAUGGAAUAUGAGGAGCCUGUGAAAGGAGGUUAUAUCUUCUACAAGGACAGAAAAGAGUGGGCCGAUCUAGAACCCGUUCCUCAGGAUGAUGGACCCAACCCUGUCGUUAAAAUAGCUUAUUCAGAAAAAUUUACAGAUGUGUUUGACAUGUUCAGAGCACUCCUGAAGAACGAUGAAAAGAGUGAGAGAGCGUUUGCUUUGACCGCUGAAGCCAUCGACCUCAAUGCUGCAAAUUACACAGUAUGGCACUACAGGAGAGUUUUACUGCAGGCUCUAGAUAAAGACCUGAGAGAAGAGAUGAGGUAUAUCACAGCCAUCAUAGAGGAUCAGCCGAAGAACUACCAAGUCUGGCAUCACAGGCGGAUGGUGGUGGAGUGGCUGAAGGACCCGUCUGAAGAGCUGCAGUUCGUGGCAGAAAUUCUUAGUCAAGAUGCCAAGAACUACCACGCAUGGCAGCACAGACAGUGGGUCAUCCAGGAGUAUAAGCUGUGGGAUGGAGAGCUGGAGUAUGUGGAGGAACUGUUAGAGGAGGAUGUGAGGAAUAACUCUGCUUGGAAUCAGAGACACUUUGUCAUUAGUCACACCAGCGGAUACUCUGACCCUGCCAUCCUCGACAGAGAAGUGCAGUACACCCUGAAACAAAUAAAGAAAGCUCCUCACAACGAGAGCGCUUGGAACUAUUUAAAAGGGAUCCUACAGGAUGGUGGGCUCUGCUCGUAUCCUGGACUGCUGGAGCAGUUGACAGAGCUCCAGGACACAUGUAGCUCUCCAUAUCUCACCGCCUUCCUGGUCGACCUCUACGAAGACGCUCUGGAGACCAAUAACUCCAGCUACGACCAGCAAGAAACACUCAGCAAGGCUUUGGAGCUUUGUAAGCUCUUGGCCGAGGAAAAGGACACCAUUAGAAGGGAAUACUGGAAUUACGUGUCCCGCUCUCUGCAGAACACGUAUGGCUCAGGUGACCCUGUUUCCUCCUCUGACCCACCACCUCCUCCCUCAUCCCAGCAGCCCGACAUGGAGGCCAGUGACCCUUGAGGAGAAACGCAGGCCUGGACACAUGCUUAGACAGAGAGAUUCUGAGACAUGAAAGACUCUUUAUCUUUGUAUGAGUGCUUGUGUGUGCAGGCUUUAACAGCAGCGCUUGUAAGUCCGAACGGUGUCAAACUCAAGUAGCCAUAUGCUUAAACAUGCUCAGAAGGAACUGUACAGUGAAUUAAAUGGACUGCGGGAGUCUGGCAGUUAAUCAUACCACUCAUACUUAUGUUUUAGACUACCAUCUAAGUUUUCAGAGGUUAAAAGUGUCAUUUAUCAAAGCGAAUACAUUGCCGACGUGUUUUAGGUGUAGUCAAACUUUACUUGCCAAAGCAUCUUCUGGUCUGUGUUACCAAACCCUGCUCAGACUGUGACUGUACACGCUUUUUUUUUGUAUGUUCAGAAAUAAUAAUAGAUAAUGCUUAAUCUGA